UCGGUAUCUGGUCACUCUGGUUGUAAACAAUUUGGUGGGGAUUUGUUUUGGGAAAAUGUGUCGUAAUUUUUAACAAUUUUAGUAAAAGUAAUGUCCAGCUGGAGGACUGUUGGUAUCUGCUCGCCAAUACUUGCCAGCGGAAAGGUAUCGCGAUGCGUACCACAACAACAAUGGCAUCACAAUCGCCAACAAAAUCGUCAAAAUCAGUCACAAACCCGACAUGCUCUGCUGGAUUUGCGCCGCAAGGCAAUACCAGUUGAUCGGCAGCGGCAGGUACUGUACGAGCUGGUGGAAAAGUUUGAAAAGCUACCACAAGAGAAAGCGUUCGCGAUAGAGGAAGGCGCAAUCGAGCUGCUGAAGGAGCUGGAACACUCCACCGAUCCUGCCAUAAGGCAGCAUGCGAAGCUCGGUUUGGCGCUGCUCGGGUACGUCCCACCGUUGUCAAGCGAGGGGAUACGCAUCCUGAGCAUUGACGGGGGAGGCAUCCGCGGUAUAAUCGUGAUGGAACUGCUGCGCAAACUGGAACGACUCACGAAUCGAAGAAUAUUCGAUCUGUUCGAUCUAGUGUGCGGCGUCUCGACUGGAGCUAUAUUGGUUUGUGCGUUGGCCUCCGAGAAAGGGUUAACCCUUGCCGAAGGCAUUCACCUCUACAAAAAGAUAGCCUACAAAGUCUUCCAUCGCCCGACGACGCUGGAUAAACUUUCCGGAGCGUCGCGCCUGUUUUCGUCGCACGCUUACUACGAUAUCGAGCUGUGGGAAUCGCUACUGAAACGUCAUGUGGGCCACCGUCGCAUAAUCGACACGGUGAUGCUUCCAAAUGUGCCGAAGUUCUGCUGUAUAUCGACUACCGUUUGCGACGAGUACAUCGAUGCGCAUGUAUUCCGCAACUACACAUUCCCUCAGAACGUGCAGUCGGUGUACGCCGGGUCACACACCGCACGACUGUGGGAGGUAGUGCGAGCGUCAUCGGCCGCUCCGGCGUACUUUGGUGACUUCCCGCUGAACGGUCAGCUGCAUCAGGACGGUGGCAUACUGUACAACAAUCCUACCGCCGUGGCCAUCCACGAAGCCAAAUGUCUGUGGCCGAACGAUCGCAUCCAGUGUGUGGUGUCGUUCGGUACGGGACGAACGCGCGGCAAAUCGAACGAUGGUCAAAAAAUUAUAAGCCGUAAAAUACUCGACCAAGCUUCGUUGUCCAGCUCGUGGAAGACAAAGUUCCUGCGUAUUCUCGAUUCGGCCACCGACACGGAAGCGGCGCACACGGUGCUGAGCGAUCUGCUACCGGCCGGUCACUAUUUCCGUUUCAAUCCGUACCUUACCGAGUUCCUGUCGAUGGUUGAGGUGCGGCCGGAAAAGAUUGCCCAGCUGGAGAAGGAUACGGCAAUGUACUAUGCGCGCAAUGAGGACAAGUUCGAGCAGGUUGCUGACCUGCUGCUGCGCAAGCGAUCGAUCGCACGCAAAGCGUACGAUGUGGCUCGCUACGUUUUCUAUCGCUAGUGUUUCUUGAAAAGUGUUUUUGCUGCUAAUUGCCAAAGAGAUUCUGCUUGUAUUGGUAGCGUCAGGGCAGAAGGUGAAUGUUGUUAUAAUAUGAUAACAACAGAUUUUGUGUUUCUCGUUUGUUUGUAUGAAUCUUUUAGUUGCUGUACUACAGUCACUACUGACAUACCUCUCAGUGAAGGUGAACAAUUCAGGUUUUAUUUCGGUAUUACAUCUUUUUAGUAUUUUAGUAUUGCUAAGCUUGUUUGGAUCCCCGUAUAACGACUGUCCAUGGAUAUAUUUUGUUUUGCGAUUGUGUGUAAAUGUUUGGUUUAUGUUUGUAAAUUGCAAAUAAAGUUCUGUGACGUGUAAGAGUGAUCUUAAACGUAA
Anopheles arabiensis is the source of this 1866-nucleotide messenger RNA. RefSeq names its product calcium-independent phospholipase A2-gamma-like. Gene Ontology annotation, biological process: arachidonate metabolic process. The record is from RefSeq and is a predicted model, not a curated record. Lineage: Eukaryota; Metazoa; Arthropoda; Insecta; Diptera; Culicidae. The transcript has 5 exons. The coding region runs from base 91 to 1497 and encodes 468 amino acids. Gene Ontology annotation, cellular component: membrane.